AUGUUCAAAUACGUGGCUGUCGUUUUUGCUCUGGUCGCCUGCGUUGCCGGCAAGCCAGGAGUGCUCCUCCCGGCUCCACUGUCCGCUGUGCCCGCCCCACUGCUUGCUGCGCCUGCUCCCGUUGUAACCGCCACCAGCAGCCAGGUGGUGGCCAGGAACUUCAAUGGCAUUGCUGCGGCUCCCGUGAUUGCCCCUCUGCCGGUUGCAGCUCCAGUUCCGAUUGCCACACGCCUCAUCUCGCCCAUUGGGGCUCCUCUGAUUGCCAAGUAUGCUGCCACUGCGCCAUUGCCCUUCACAACACCCUUGGGCUAUGCCGCAGCCCCUCAACCAAUUUUUUUUUAA
Messenger RNA from Drosophila persimilis, 342 nucleotides. Its product is annotated as cyclin-dependent kinase inhibitor 1C. The transcript has 2 exons. The record is from RefSeq and is a predicted model, not a curated record. Lineage: Eukaryota; Metazoa; Arthropoda; Insecta; Diptera; Drosophilidae. The coding region runs from base 1 to 342 and encodes 113 amino acids.